This is a messenger RNA of Protomyces lactucae-debilis, 1494 nucleotides long. RefSeq lists its product as uncharacterized. NCBI's taxonomy places the organism in Eukaryota, Fungi, Ascomycota, Taphrinomycetes, Taphrinales, Protomycetaceae. The record is from RefSeq and is a predicted model, not a curated record. Bases 197 to 1441 code for a protein of 414 amino acids. The transcript has a single exon.
UAACUAACCACGCUCUCUUCAGCGUCGUAUCAAGUGUGAUGAAGAGAAACCGGCGUGUCAACGCUGCAUCAAGAGUAAACGCACAUGCGAAGGCUACAGCACAAAGGCCGUCUUCCGCAACGAAGGCCAACGCGAUUAUGCACCAGCACACCUACAGAUACGGCCGUCUGCUUCAAACGACGCAGCAGGCCUUCAUAUGGCACAUGGGCAAGGAAGUGGACUUCCUCCGGUAGCAGGAUCGCAAUCGACGCUUGUUAAUUUGCCUCGCUCGACGUACUUACCGAUCGUGUUUGCACCACAUUAUCAAGCGCCUGGCUAUGUAGAGGGGCAGAGCUCCUUCCCACCACCACCACUGACUUCGACGCAGCCUGGUGGCGGUGCUGCGGCGAUCGCACAACAGCUGUUUGCCCCUGGUAGUCGCAAUUCUAGUACAUCCACUGCGAGUGGACAAUCAGAGCGUCGCAUAUCCGUCAUGUCGCUCAUCUCACCUGAUGCAUCCAAUGCCUCAACUGCAGUGACGUCGAUUGGUGGACAAGAAGGCAUCAUAAAUCAAACCACGAAUGGCUACAGUGCUUCUGGUAAUAUGAGUACAGCGACGCCAGGCCCCGCAACUGGUUUGGCAAGUUCAACCCCAGAGACAGAUGCGCGCGACAGCUACUACUACAAUUACUAUAUGACGGUUCAUGCUAUGACUUUGACAAGAAAUAAUCUGGUCCCGGACGCCGCGCCUGGUUUAUGGACGCAAACGAUUCCCGGGCUCAUCAAUGAGGAUCCUCCUGGCAAGCGGGCUUUGUUUGAUGCAUUGAUUGCAUUGACGGCGCAUACGCGUGGCGAGGAAGUAGCAAUUCCAUUUGAGACGCGCUCGGUUGGGCCCUUGGCAUCUUUGAUUGAGCUUGGUAUUAAGUGCUUGGUGGACAUUUACAGAGACACGACAGAGACGCUCAGCAGAGCGGAUGUAUUUCAUGAACGAACGGAUGAACCUGUUCAACGGCACUUUCGAUGGCAAAUACUAUACACGCUUGUCGUCUGCAACCUAUCCGAUGCGCGGACCAGGAAGAAUUGGGUAAAUUAUCUCGCAGACAAGGCUUUCAACAAAGGAUGCAUGACUGCAGCUAGCGAAUCGCAACAUUUCUUCCUGUGCUGCUUGCGCGAGUUGAUGUUUACUGGCGGUGCAUUACCUCGACAACCCUCAGCGACAUUGCUGGAGUUUAGAUCCAAGUAUGAGCUUUUGGCUAUUCCUGGGAUGGAUUUGAUUUACUUUGCCAUGUGCCAGGAUUACACUGCGCUUCGUGGUAUCUGCUACCGCAUCCUGAGUAGCCCGCGAGCGGAAUACCUCUUGCUGGCUGGAAAUCUAUUGCGUGGCGCACAGUUGAGAGGCGAGCCUGGCUUGGAGACACUGCUGGCAGACUUGCAUCGAGCAGCGGAUAAGAUCAAGUACUGAGCUGCUUUUCACGAUUUCUUAAAGUCCUUCAUCAUGUUUGGGAAUACAUACAA